Molecule: messenger RNA, 1820 nt
Organism: Ornithorhynchus anatinus (platypus)
Lineage: Eukaryota; Metazoa; Chordata; Mammalia; Monotremata; Ornithorhynchidae
Gene: SLC39A1
Product: solute carrier family 39 member 1
Exons: 4
Coding region: 3-1088 (361 amino acids)
Biological process (GO): zinc ion transmembrane transport
Cellular component (GO): plasma membrane
Molecular function (GO): zinc ion transmembrane transporter activity
Source: RefSeq, a predicted model, not a curated record
GGAUGGGCGGCUAUAAAAGGUCCCGGCCCCUCCGUCCCUUCCACCUUGGGUCCGAGAUGAGGCUGAGCUCCGCUUCAGGUCUGAGAUUCGGCCCCUGGGCGGAAGAGGCGAGCCCGGCCCCCCCUGCCAGCAUGGUGCCCUGGGGCGAGCCCGAGCGGCUGGUCUGGAGGCCCGAGGCGGGGCCCGCCGCCCCCGCCGCCCUGCCCGCGCUGCCCGCCGGCCUGGAGGUGAAGCUGGGCGCCCUGGCGCUGCUGCUCGUCGUCACCCUGCUCUGCAGCCUGGUGCCCAUCUGUGUGCUGCGGCGAGCCGGUGCCCACCUGGAGGCCUCGGCCUCCCGCCGCCAAGCCCUGAGCCUGGUGAGCUGCUUCGCCGGGGGCGUCUUCCUGGCCACCUGCCUGCUGGACCUGCUGCCCGACUACCUGGCCGGCAUAGAUGAGGCACUGAGCGCCCUGCGGGUCACGCUGCAGUUCCCCCUGCAAGAGUUCAUCCUGGCCAUGGGCUUCUUCCUGGUGCUGGUCAUGGAGCAGAUCGUGCUGGCCUACAAGGAGCAGAGCCCGGCCCCUCCCCGCGAGGAGACCCGGGCCCUGCUGGGGGCCGGGGGCGGCCCCGCGGCGCCCCCGGCCGUGGGCGCGGCCCCGUCGGCCCUGCGGUCCGGCGUGCUGGUCUUCGCCCUGUCGCUGCACUCGGUCUUCGAGGGCCUGGCGGUGGGGCUGCAGCGGGAGCGGGCCCGGGCCCUCGAGUUGUGCCUGGCCCUGCUGCUGCACAAGGGGGUCCUGGCGGUCAGCUUGUCCCUCCGCCUCCUGCAGAGCCGCCUGAGGGCCCGCGCCGUGGCCGCCUGCGGCCUCCUCUUCUCCUGCAUGACCCCGCUGGGCAUCGGGCUGGGCGCCGCGCUGGCCGCCUCGGCCGGGCCCCUGCACCAGCUGGCCCAGGCGGUGCUGGAGGGCAUGGCGGCCGGCACCUUCCUCUACAUCACCUUCCUGGAGAUCCUGCCCCAGGAGCUGGCCGCCCCCGAGCAGCGCGUCCUCAAGGUCAUCCUGCUGCUGGCCGGCUUCGCCCUGCUCACCGGCCUCCUCUUCGUCCGCGCCUGACCGCCGCCCGCGGGCCCGGGACGACGGACGCUAGAGGGGGGCGGACGGGGGGGAGGCGGGGCGGCCGGCUGCCCGGGCGGGCGAGCGGGAGGGGGUGUAGGUUCGUGUGCGUGCGUGCGUGUGUGUGUGUGUGUUUGUGUUUUUAGGGUCCACCCCCUCCCCGUGCCCCCUUCAAAUUCCAGUGGGGAUCGGAGCGAUCCUGUUGAAGGGGCAGCUCCAGAGGGGGCGGGCAUCGGGAAGGGCGGAGACGACACUACCCUCCGGAGAAGUGGAGCCCCCCCCGGCCGUGCCGGCGGGCCCCGGCGGGGGGCACCCCGGGGGUCGGACCCCCGCCGCUUUUCCCGACCUCUGUGCCGCCCACCCCUCCGUCUCCCGCCCUAGCGGAGGCGCCCCUUUAAAAGUGCCAAUCGCGGGAAGGGCGGCGCUGCCCUGUUGCCCAUCUCCAAGGGAGGAGGAGGAGGAGGAGGAGGAGGAAGGGUGGGGGAGGAGACUCAAGGUGCCGAGGUAUGUGCCCCCCACCCUCGUGCCCCCCCGUCCUCCCCACCGCCUCACCCGCACCGCCCGUGGGCCCGGACCCCCCGGGACCUCAGCUACCCAAGUGUUUUGUACCGGGUUUGGGGAGGGGCGUUUUUUUAAGGGAGCGGGUUCAAGCUCUGCAGAGUCUAUUUUUCUCAACUGACAGUAUUGGGGAUCACCCUCUCCCCCAAUAAAGCAUCUUGUUAUAAACCCCGG